This is a messenger RNA of Centruroides sculpturatus (bark scorpion), 1471 nucleotides long. Its product is annotated as glutamate receptor ionotropic, delta-2-like. Gene Ontology annotation, molecular function: glutamate-gated receptor activity. Gene Ontology annotation, cellular component: membrane. NCBI's taxonomy places the organism in Eukaryota, Metazoa, Arthropoda, Arachnida, Scorpiones, Buthidae. The record is from RefSeq and is a predicted model, not a curated record. The annotation marks the transcript as partial. The transcript is spliced from 8 exons.
AAAUUACUCUUAUUUUUGUAGUAACUUCUGAUAAUGUAUUAUUUAUUUUGUGUGAAAUUUUCCGUCUUUCAACUUAUCUGACUUUUACAGUUGAGCGAAAUUAUUCGUACGAAUGGACACUGGCUGCGAUAAAGAAACCAUAUCUCGUAACACUCGAUGAAUCUGAAAAUAAAAUGAUAGGAGGACAUCGAUUCCGAGUUAUCAAAGUUCUUCAGGAUAAAUUACAAUUUCGUUAUUCCAUUGCUAAGCCAGUUGACGAUUACUUCGGAGGAUUAAGCGAAAAUGGAACAUGGACGGAAAUGAUUGGAAAAAUUGCCAGACAAGAUGUGGAUAUGGGAAUAAUCCCGUUCUUUAUAAGUUUUGAUUUGUUCUCCUCAAUGCAGUUUUCUGCAACGGUUGGAUAUCAUAACAUAGUGUUUGUUGUUAAAGCUCCUGAAAAACUAUCCAACUGGGGUUCGAUUAUAGCUCCAUUUUCUCUUACGGUGUGGAUCUCUUUGUUUGUUUGCCUGAUUGCGUUUGGAUUAGCGUUACACAAAGUGUUAGAACUAGACUUUUCCUUGCAAGGUACAAAAAUAUUUUUGAGAAGAAGUACGGUCUUUUGGAAUUUGUUUUGUACCUUUGUAAAUGAAGGAAUGAAUCUGUACUUUAUAAGGAGGUUUCCAUCAAGAUUUUUAAUAGGAAUAUGGUGGUUAUCAAUCGUUGUCAUUGUAUCUAGUUAUAGCGGCACUCUAAUGUCGUUUUUGACUUAUCCCUUGACUGAAGCUGUUCCGAGAACUAUAGAAGAAUUAUCAAAUUCCGUUCUUACAAAUGAAUAUUCUUGUGGAACUAUCGGUAAAUCCACGAUAUGGAGAUCAAUACAUAGUUCCAAAUUGAAAAGUUCUGAAAUUAUAAGUAACCACAUAAUACAAAACAACAACUUUCUUGGUUUAUCAGAAGCAAUGGGAAAACUGCAGAAAGAAAGAUUUGCUUUAAUAUACAGUGAUUAUGUAAUAAAAAAGUAUAUCCCGAAAGAAGACUUAAACAAAUACGUAUUUUCGAAUGACAAAUUCUCUACAUUUAUGGAAGCUUAUGCGAUGAAGAAAGGUUUUCCAUUUACAAAUCAAAUAAAUAAAAUAAUUCGUCGUUUAUUUGAAUCCGGAAUUAUCGAAAAAAUCGAUUACAGUGAAAAUUCUCGUGUGUUCCAAACUUCAGAAUUACACGAGUUAUCUGUCGAUGAUGUAAUCAGUCCUAUAUUAUUACUUAUAUUAGGCUACAUUUUGUCUCUUCUGUGCUUAUUUAUUGAAAUGAUUUAUUUGAAAUUAUUUUGUGUUUAACGAUGGGAGAAAUCUGAUGACCCGGAUUUAUUUAUUCUAUUCAAUUUUUUCUCUGCUUAUAAAAAAUGAGCGUAAAUAUAAAAUCUGUUUCCUUUUAGGCAAUAAUCUGUUUAUAUUCAAUCCAUAAAUAAAAUCAACAGUAUGAGCAAACCGACACA